Molecule: messenger RNA, 1299 nt
Organism: Arctia plantaginis
Lineage: Eukaryota; Metazoa; Arthropoda; Insecta; Lepidoptera; Erebidae
Source: the annotation of a GenBank genome assembly
AUGAACAAAGAAUUCCAAGGGUACCGAGUCUAUGACUCCAGUGACCAUGAUCGGCUGAGGAAAAGGGAUAUGCACGAUAAGAGUGAUGAUAAGAAUGCUGGAAUAAGAGAUUUCGAUGCCAAGGAACUUUAUGGCCCAAAAAUUACUGAUAAAGACGGAGCUCUUCUUGAUGCUCAUGACAGUUUCUAUAAAACUACCAAGAGUUUGCUUGUACUUUUUCAAAUCAUGGGAGUUAUGCCCAUCAUGAGGGUGCCAAAAGUGGGCAAAGAGCGUCUAACGAAAUUCCAAAAUAGCUCCAAUAAGCGAUUUGAUGAGGUUAUCUACAAUAUUAUCUUUCUGAGCAUUCUGAUCCCGCAUUUUCUCCUUCCGAUUGCAUCUUGGCGGCACGGACCACAAGUAGCUAUAUUCAAAAACAUGUGGACACAUUAUCAGCUAAAAUACCUGAAGAUCACCGACACACCAAUAGUGUUCCCCAACUUGUAUUUACUUACGUGGGGCUUAUGUAUAUUUUCUUGGACUCUCAGUUUUGCAGUGAUACUGUCUCAACAUUACCUUCAAGAAGAUUUCGAACUUUGGUAUACAUUUGCGUAUUUUCAUAUCAUUGCGAUGUUGGAUGGAUUCUGUUCACUUUGGUACAUAAACUGCAACGCAUUCGGUACUGCGUCUCGAGGACUAGCAAUGAAUCUUCACAAGGCAUUGGAGGCCGAACACCCGGCGCUAAAAGUGGCGCAGUACCGUCAUUUGUGGGUCGAUCUCUCUCAUAUGAUGCAACAACUGGGUCGUGCGUAUUCAAACAUGUAUGGCAUUUACUGCAUGGUGAUCUUUUUCACGACUACCAUAUCUCUAUAUGGUGCUCUCUCGGAGAUCUUGGAACAUGGGCUCAGCUAUAAGGAGAUGGGGCUGUUUGUCAUUGUUGGAUACUGCAUGACUCUUCUGUUUAUAAUUUGUAAUGAGGCUUAUCAUGCUUCCAAAAAGGUCGGCUUGGAGUUUCAAGUACGUCUUCUCAAUGUGAACUUGGGAGCAAUUGACAGAAAAACUCAACGUGAAGUGGAGAUGUUCCUCGUAGCUAUCGCGAAGAAUCCACCCAUCAUGAACUUGGACGGUUUCACCAAUAUCAACCGAGAAUUGUUUACUGCGAAUAUAUCUUUUAUGUCCACGUACCUUAUCGUGCUAAUGCAGUUCAAACUGACUUUACUGCGCCAAGGCGCCAGGAAAACUCUCAAGUCCAUCGUCAAAGCGGUGUUCAAUACUUCUACCACCUUGCUAGACGAUCCCGUCACUGAGGAUGAUGAAGAAUGA